GGUCCCUGUGCUUGCCUAUGCUUGCCUAAGCAGGUGCUUUAGUCUGCUGAGCUACCUCACUGGCCCUCCUUGUUUUUCUUGAUCCAGAUGAAAUGCCACCCUCUAUGGGAUCUCACGUGAAGCAAGUCCUUCUUGGAGGCUCCCACAGACUUGGUCCUUAUCUCACCUGAACUGUCCCCCACCCCCUGAGCCUUGGCCCCAUCUGGGCUUGUGUCUGAGGGUGGGAGGGAUGGAGAAGGCCCAGGCCAGCUGUGGCAGGCCAAGAGGCAGGAAGAGCCAGGGUCAGGUUCCCACCUCUGACUGCCCCCAUAGGCCUAGGGGUGGCAGACCUUCCAUGGGCCGUGCAAGGGCUGGGCUGUGUGAACAGACUGGCUGUGUCUCCCUGUGGCCCCUUGUUGAGCCCAGUUCUCAGACCCUUUCCUCUCCACUUGCUCACUGCUUGGUACCUCUAUCUCUAUUCUCUUCUGGACCAAGUCUGGACAGAAGUUUUAUUGAAACCAGAGCCCCUACCAGGUUAGUCUUUCUUUGCUUCCUGGGGUUGUGCCAUCUUCUUCCUCCCAGGUGCCAGUGCUAACAUAUCCCUCUCUGCCCUCUCAGUGCCCGCUGCCUCUGCCUUUCUUUAGGCUCUCUGAUUAUGCCCACAGUGCCCUGUCUGGCCCGAUGCUACCUCCCAUGCCCACAUUCCUACAACCCCGUGACCACAAUAGGGGACAUUACACAUUCUUGGCCCAGCAGCCAAUGGUGUAAAACAGAACAGAAUGUCCUGGGGACGGGCCCAGCCCUCUGGGCCCCUGGGCCCCUCCUUGGCCUCCUUGGGUCCCUCCUUGGGCCUGGAUGAGGCUAGGUGAGGAGUCUGGAGAAAGGAGGACAGAGAAGGGGAAGAGGCAGGUGGGGACUCCAGGUGUUCCCACUGCUGCAAAGACCAUUUCUCCUUCCCCUGCAGGACCUGGGGCAAGGCUGACCAGGGGAUCCCAAGAGGGAUCCCGGCAGCCCACCAGCUCCCUUGCUCUUCUGCCUGAGGGCAGGCAUUCCUGGGGUGGCUUCCUCAUUUGCACCCUUUUGCUCUCUUCUGUCUCUUCACCCUGUGACCUCUUCCAUACCACAGCUCUCCACCCUGUCCUCUGUUCUCCUCCAUCCCUCUCCCUUUUCCUGCCUUCUCUGUUCCCCUGGCUUCCACACCCUGGUCUCACUCCUUCUGGCUCAUCUCCCUUUCUGUGUUGCCCUCCUGACUUGGUGCUCAGAUUUCUUCUGCCUGUUCCAGAUCUAUGACCCUCAGCUGUCCUUCUGUCCCCAAUCUCCUUGCCUGUCAGCUCCCUAUCAAUUCCCAGCUCAGACUCUUACCUGUCCCCAGGAGCCCUCUUCCCUUUGGGGAGCUCCCAACCAGGACUCCUCCUCUACCCCUCCCCCUGCCCUGCUCACCUUUAAUUGAGAUGCUAAUGAGGCUUCUGUCGCUUCCAUCCCUCACCGACGGGCGGCCCCUGGGCUGCCGCUGCACCUGUCAGGGCUCAAUGAAGGGUGAUGAGCACAAGGCGCAAGGCCCUCUUCCUCCCCCGCCCCUCCCGGGGCCCCUGAAGGGGGACAAGUGUGAGCAGCCAGGGCUGGGUCCCGAGCCAAUGGCCCUCCGGCAGCACUCAGAGGAGGAGGAGGAGGCCCUGAUUGAGUUCCACCGCUCCUACCGGGAGCUCUUCCAGUUCUUCUGCAAUAACACCACCAUCCACGGUGCCAUCCGCCUUGUGUGCUCCAAGCACAACCGCAUGAAGACGGCUUUCUGGGCCGUGCUCUGGCUCUGCACCUUUGGCAUGAUGUACUGGCAGUUUGCGCUGCUCUUUGGAGAGUACUUCAGCUACCCUGUCAGCCUCAACAUCAACCUCAACUCCGACAAGCUGGUCUUCCCUGCUGUCACUGUCUGCACCCUCAAUCCCUACAGGUCAGUCUGUUUGCACCACUUGCAGAGGACCCCAGGGGUGGACGGGGUGCGCGAGUGGUACCGCUUCCACUACAUCAACAUCCUGGCUCGGCUGGCCGACACCUCACCCUCACUGGAGGAGGAAGCGCUGGGCAACUUCAUCUUCACCUGCCGCUUCAACCAGGCCCCGUGCACCCAGGCGAAUUACUCUCACUUCCACCACCCAAUAUACGGCAACUGCUACACUUUCAACAACAAGAAUGACUCCAGCCUCUGGAUGUCUUCCAUGCCGGGGAUCAACAAUGGUCUGUCCCUGACACUGCGUACAGAGCAGAAUGAUUACAUCCCCCUGCUGUCCACGGUAACGGGGGCCAGGGUGACAGUGCACGGGCAGGAUGAGCCGGCCUUUAUGGAUGAUGGUGGCUUCAACCUGAGGCCUGGUGUGGAGACCUCCAUUAGCAUGCGGAAGGAAGCCCUGGACAGACUUGGGGGCAAUUAUGGAGACUGCACUCAGAAUGGCAGCGAUGUCCCUGUCCAGAACUUGUACCCUUCCAAGUACACGCAGCAGGUUUGCAUCCACUCGUGUUUCCAGGAGAGCAUGAUUGAGAAGUGCGGCUGCGCCUACAUCUUCUACCCAAGGCCCAAGGGCGUGGAGUUCUGUGACUACAGGAACCACAGUGCCUGGGGCUACUGCUACUAUAAGCUCCAGGGCGCCUUCUCCUCCGACAGUCUGGGCUGCUUCAAUAAGUGCCGAAAGCCGUGCAGUGUGACCAUGUACAAGUUAUCUGCAGGUUACUCACGCUGGCCCUCGGCAACAUCCCAGGACUGGAUCUUCCAGAUGUUGUCCCUACAGAACAAUUAUACCAUCAAUAACAAAAGAAAUGGCGUAGCCAAACUGAACAUCUUCUUCAAGGAGCUGAAUUACAAAACCAAUUCUGAGUCUCCCUCUGUCACGAUGGUCACACUCCUGUCCAACCUGGGCAGCCAAUGGAGUCUGUGGUUUGGCUCCUCCGUGCUGUCAGUGGUGGAGAUGGCGGAGCUCAUGUUCGACCUCCUGGUCAUCACAUUCCUCAUGCUGCUGCGGAGGUUCCGGAGCCGCUACUGGGCUCCAGGACGAGGGGCCCGGGCUGCCAGGGAGGUCGCCUGUACACCCUCAUCCUCCCUCCCUUCGCGCUUUUGUGCCCACCCUGCCUCCCCAGCCUUGACAGCCCCUCCACCUGCCUACGCCACCCUCAGCGCCUGCCCACCUCUUCAGGGCUCAGUGGAGGCUGGCUCGGGUACCUAUGCUCUAGGGGAGCCCUAAGAGUUGGCAUCCUGCCUCCUACAGAGACACCUGGGACCACCUGAGCUGCCCAUGUGCCUGUGGUGCAGAGGGGGAGCUGGGGGAGGAGUGGAGAAGCUCGCCAGGCCCCCCACUCCACCCCAGUGAGUACGGACAAGGCUCCUUUGCCCUUGGAUCAGUGGGGCCAAACUUGGAGUUGUGUCAAGGAACUUCCCUAGGAAACUGCGGCAACCAGGACAAAGCACAAACAAGGUGCACACAGAGCCACGCCUAGGUCCCCUCUCCAGUGACCUUGGGCCAGCCCCAGAUUGACCUGGCCACACUGCUUCCAGGGACACAGACAUGUCUGCUUCUAUUCUUGAACUUGGGUGGGGAACCCCACCCAAAAGCCCCCUUUUUAGUUCUUGGGCAAUUCCCCUUCCCUGACUGCUCAGGGCAGUGGCUGGAGCCGACUAGGUUAGUCAAGUUUUCCCAGAUUCCUCUGGUCUCAGGCUCAAGACCCUCACAGAGCCAUAGCCCAGUGCUGAGUCCCUCAUACCUCUGCAUGUCUGCUCAAGCGAUUUCCUCAGCUUGGAAGUCUCCCCUGCCAUCUCCUGGAGAGCUCUGCUGCAUCCCUCAGCACCCUGUUUAGACACCAUUACUUGUCUGAUAGCCUGUUUCCUGCAGAACUGAUCACCCCCUUCUUUCCAGAUGCCUGUAACAUACUAUAACAUCUACUGGAGCACUGAUGUCAUGUUAUACUUUCCUGUUCAUUUGUGUCUGCUCACCUGACUAGAUGGUCAGGGACCGAGUUUUGUUCAUUUACGUGUUCUCCAGGUUUAGCCUACCAUCCUGCUUAGAGCAGGUAGGCAGGCGUUCAAUAAAUGUUUGUUAGGUAAAGCUGUGUCAUGGAGAGCUGGGUGGUGCCCGUGAAGUGGGAAUGGAGGAGAUGCAAACCCUGGAGUCACUGCCCAUACUUCCAGCAAGUCUUAUGGAGCAGGAAGGCACAGGCCCCUGUGCCCCUUGGCUCACCAUGGAGGAGAGCCUGGGGGAUUCAUCCACCCCUCUGUGGG
Octodon degus (degu) is the source of this 4240-nucleotide messenger RNA. It is a transcript of the gene Scnn1a, whose product is annotated as sodium channel epithelial 1 alpha subunit. Gene Ontology annotation, biological process: sodium ion transmembrane transport. Bases 1266 to 3209 code for a protein of 647 amino acids. Gene Ontology annotation, molecular function: ligand-gated sodium channel activity. Lineage: Eukaryota; Metazoa; Chordata; Mammalia; Rodentia; Octodontidae. The record is from RefSeq and is a predicted model, not a curated record. Gene Ontology annotation, cellular component: membrane. The transcript is spliced from 13 exons.